AUGUCCCAGGCCGAUAUCCUGCACGAGAAUACUAUCCUACAUGCGCGGAAUAUUGUGUUUCCAUCGUCUACGAAAGUCAGUGAUGGCGCAAAGGAAUUCAUUCGCAAAUGUUGCACGUAUCGUAAAGAGCUGCGCCCAGAUGUCUUUCAGCUGUGCAACGAUGAUUACCUGAAACCAAAAGCCCAACUAAAGCACAACCUGGAUACCUCAUCUCUUCCUGGUCCGGUUGGCAUUCCACCUAACUCAUGUAUGAUACCUACCUUCACUCCGGCAAGCGGUAUUUCGACCCUACCUCAGUCCUCACAUAUCUCUUCCGGUCAUCAGGCAUCUGCCUUCGCGACGACUCAACCCUCACACACUCCAUGCCCUUCUCUACAACCACUCAGUCUGAAUCCACCCAACUGA
Echinostoma caproni is the source of this 405-nucleotide messenger RNA. The record is from the annotation of a GenBank genome assembly. Lineage: Eukaryota; Metazoa; Platyhelminthes; Trematoda; Plagiorchiida; Echinostomatidae.